Pantherophis guttatus is the source of this 1794-nucleotide messenger RNA. Its product is annotated as acrosin-like. The record is from RefSeq and is a predicted model, not a curated record. Gene Ontology annotation, molecular function: serine-type endopeptidase activity. NCBI's taxonomy places the organism in Eukaryota, Metazoa, Chordata, Lepidosauria, Squamata, Colubridae. Gene Ontology annotation, biological process: proteolysis; acrosome reaction.
UGUUGAGCGAUGUAGGAUGAAGAAGCUGUUGCUGCUCCUUUGGGCUGUUGAUGUGCUCUGUCUAAUCUAUGAUGAUGAAGAGGACACUUGCACGAGGGUGUGUGGUAGCCGGCCACUAGCCAUGAGCCAUGGCAUGUUGCGGAUUGUGGGCGGGGUCGAUUCCCUGCCAGGAACUUGGCCCUGGGCAGUCAGCUUCCAGUUCCCGACCCGGCAGGGAUUCCGCCAUUUCUGUGCUGGCUCCUUGAUCAAUUCUCGCUGGGUCAUUUCAACGGCUCAAUGCUUCCUCAUUCAAAAGUACCUGAAGGUGGAGUAUUUCAGGAUACAGAUUGGGGCCACCCAGCGCUCCAAACCUGGGCCUGAUGCCCAGAACCGGGUCAUCAAGAGACUCGUGGACCACAAACGUUACGACCAGGGCAAUCACUUGAAUAACAUCGCCUUGGUAGAGCUGGACAAACCCGUGAUUUGCAACGAUUAUGUCCAGCCCGCCUGCUUGCCGGAGGAAGACCUGGUCAUAGACUUGCUCACCCACUGCUACAUCUGCGGCUGGGGCAUCACGAUCAUGCGGAAGAAGGCCCCAUAUUCGGAUAUCAUGCAAGAGGCCGAAGUGUCGCUGGUCUCCAGGGAUACCUGCAACAGCUCCGAACAGUAUGCCACCCUCAUCAGGGAGGAGCACCUCUGUGCCAUCUCGGAGGAUCCCACCAAGGGCAGCUGCCGGGGCGAUGGUGGUGGGCCCCUGAUGUGCAGGGAGUCCCAUACCGAGCGCUACUGGCUGAUCGGUCUCAACAGCUGGGGCACCGGCUGCUCCAGUGGCAGAGUGCCGGGAGUCUUCACCUCCACCCAGUUCUUCCUCACCUGGAUCAAAGACAUCAUGGCGAACCCCCCUGCCUCUGGUCUUUCUCCUCCAUUCAGACCAACCACCCCACGCACCCCCACUCCUCCACCCCCAAGCCGGUUCACGGGAGCGUAUUACCUCAACCCCAUUUACAAAAAGGUCAACGGGAGGCUAGUCGGGUACUUCCCCGCAGCCAACACGUACAGCCUUCCAACACGCCAGUGGGGUGUCAAACUCACCACCAGGCCCAGGUACACAGGACCCCCCAAGAAAUUUACACCCUUCACCUUCUUUCCGAUGACACCCCAGUGGGCCACUCCCACUACCGCCUUCCUAGGCUGGGGCAUGGGACCUAGUAUAAUUUAUAGGAUGCCCCGGAAAAGGUUCACAGCUGCUCCUUACACCACGCAAUUUCGCUGGCCUAGGCCUCAUUACUGGAACAGGCCCAAACUUUAAGGAAACCAGGGACUUCCAUCCCAUCAUGGCCCAGAUGAAGCAUCCGUGACCAGCAUCCUUCUGGUGUAAUCCCUACCACCCAGCUCCUGAACUUUUGACAACCUGCGUCCUGUUUUUCAUUCGCCCCAUAUUUUAUCAUUUAUCAGAUUUCUGUAGCCACUUUUAUAAAUGCGCCAUUGGAAACAGAGUUGGCACCUAGCUCCUGCCCCAAGCUCCAACGCCAGCCAAAUUUCGGAAGGCUUAGGAACAUGGUUGCCAACUUUCUUCAUGAGCCCAGAGAAGAUCUUCAGGCAACCUUAGGGCGCAAAUGGCUGGUUUCAUGGCGCAGGAGCCAAUGUCCUGGCAAACAUCUACCCAGCCUGUACUCCCAUUUCUGGAAGGAGAAAGAGCUUCACCAGAGCCCCCCUGGCUUCACACCAUCACCUUGGUUAGCUGAGACCCAAUGAAUUCUGGCAGAUGUCCUCCUGUAAAAACACACCCAAAAUAAAGUGUUUCCUUCCAGAAAA